GCCAAAAUCAAUCCCAGAAUCCUCACGCACCGGCGGUGUAUUCAUUUGAAUGGUAAAACUGUGAAACGCUUGCGAUCGUGCACAGAGGGAGUUGCUUUAGUGUUUAACUAGUUUUUCACGUUUUGGAUUCUACACAUCUGAGGAGCGAUCGUAACACCUCACAAAAUGAAUCGCAGUGUUCCUUAUUAUGGCAGCUGGUAAGCAUGUUUGGCAACGGGAAGUCCUGAAGGUCAACCACAAAAACUCCAAUGGCUUUCUGCGACCCAGCGUGCCUAGUUCUGCUGAGAAGAAUAUGAAGCAGGUGGAUAUUAUUAAUAAGGAAGAAUUAGAUAAAGACAGAUUUCAGGUGCAUUACAGAGUACACAGUCCAGGAAAAGUGAAGCGGGCGACAUCUUGCAAAAGAAAGAGUUGUGCAUUGGCGGAGGUGGGCGUAAAGCUGCACCGCAGAUCAUCAGAUGUAGGCCGUUUAUGUGACCCCGGCAUGGCCAACAAGGAAAAUGAGCUGACCUGCUCCGAUGAUGUCCGGGCCUGUGGAUUUCCGGUGAACUCUGCAGAGGCCUCCAAGAUGGCGGGGGCCAGCUCCAAGUACAGUGAUUUUACUGAGCUCUCAAAGGACCAUGAAGCUAUGACCCAGGUUCUUUUUGGAAGAAGUCUAAGACUUAAAGUAGCCCUAACACUAUGGCGAAAAAGUGCUAGUGAAUUAGUGGCCUACCUAAUAAGAAUUCAAGACACAGGUGUGCUGCUUGACUGCUUACCUGUCUUAACAAACAACCUUCAAACAGAAGCACCAUGUUUGUCACUUGGCUGCUGUGUUGACCUCAUGCCCCAAGUCAAAACAAUCCUUACCAGUAAAUAUGAAGAACACAUAACUGUGGGUUUACACUGGGUUCAAUCCGUCAUCAGGAAAUGGUGGCCAGAACUUUCUAGAACUGAAAAAAGACUGCAGGACAGUUGUGCAGAAGACAGGAACAUGGAAGUCAUGAAGCAGCGGCUAAAGGACUUGUGGAAGGAAGGAACCCGAUUAUGUUUGGUUCCAGGAACUACGGGAGAGCUGGCAAAGGGCAUCGAGGCUUAUCUGUUGCAGCUGCCCUGACAGUUGUCAAUGUAGCACUCUCGGGAUGUGACCACUACCGUCAAUUAUGGCUGUGUUUCAGACUGAUAAUGGUGCAAGAGAAAUGGACCAGUUGCUUUUGCUACUUCAAACUCAAACCUCUUACCUGGGACUGAACUUGACAAUUCAAACACUUCCCUCAAGUUUGAGCUGGAAACUCUGAAGGGAGGGCCAAGAGAGCCUUCCUGGACAGCAAAUGACUGCUUCACAUUGAAGUGGAUUGUCUUUUUUUGAGGGGCAUGUUUAGUGGACCUCCAUGAGACUGGGUGUAAUUUCGCUCUAUGAAGUGCCAAGGUCUUUGUCUCUCACUACACCACUCUCUUUCAUGGAAUGCAGAUGCACUUGUGGAUGUUGUUGAUGUUUUGCAUCUUGAGUUCUCCGGAUGAAGGAACUUGAAUCUGCAACAGUCUUAAGUUAUUAGAGCUUGUUUUUCUUGUUUUUUUUUCGUUCUGCUUCUUCCUUUGACAUUUGACUGUGUAAUGUAAAAUGUAAAAACAAGUGAUUCUUUUAAUCAUCUUUUAAAUAAAUUAAAAAUGCAAA
Oreochromis niloticus (Nile tilapia) is the source of this 1651-nucleotide messenger RNA. RefSeq names its product katanin p80 subunit B-like 1 (gene katnbl1). The transcript has 10 exons. Gene Ontology annotation, molecular function: microtubule binding. The record is from RefSeq and is a predicted model, not a curated record. Gene Ontology annotation, cellular component: nucleolus. Bases 188 to 1093 code for a protein of 301 amino acids. Lineage: Eukaryota; Metazoa; Chordata; Actinopteri; Cichliformes; Cichlidae.